Bubalus bubalis (water buffalo) is the source of this 6234-nucleotide messenger RNA. RefSeq names its product thymidine kinase 2 (gene TK2). NCBI's taxonomy places the organism in Eukaryota, Metazoa, Chordata, Mammalia, Artiodactyla, Bovidae. Gene Ontology annotation, biological process: nucleobase-containing compound metabolic process. The record is from RefSeq and is a predicted model, not a curated record. Bases 67 to 870 code for a protein of 267 amino acids. The transcript is spliced from 11 exons. Gene Ontology annotation, cellular component: cytoplasm; mitochondrion. Gene Ontology annotation, molecular function: ATP binding; deoxynucleoside kinase activity.
GCUAGGGCUGCGAGCGGAGGCGGGCCCUGUCUCCCGGCUGCGCUCGCGCAGGCCCGCGCAGGAAGAAUGGCUGGGCCUGUGGCAUUCGGCAGCAGGGCUGUGCUGCUGCGGCUGCUGCGGCCGCUGCGGAACUGGGUUUUCCGGGCGCUGCGCCGCGAUGGGCCCGGGAGCCCCGCUUCCUGCCCAGGGUCGCAAGGGGCGCAGCGUUGGGCCUGGCCUCGGGAUAAAGAUAGAGAAAAUGAAAAAGAGAAAAAAUCAGUGAUCUGUGUUGAGGGCAAUAUUGCCAGUGGAAAGACAACAUGCCUGGAGUUCUUCUCCAACUCAGCAGACAUUGAGGUGUUAACAGAGCCUGUGCCCAAGUGGAGAAAUGUCCGAGGCCAUAAUCCGCUGGGUCUGAUGUACCAGGAUGCCUGUCGAUGGGGCCUCACGCUGCAGACGUACGUGCAGCUCACCAUGCUCGACCAGCACACUCGUCCGCAGACAUUGCCUGUACGGUUGAUGGAGCGGUCAAUUCACAGUGCAAGAUACGUUUUUGUAGAAAACUUGUACAGAAGUGGGAAAAUGCCCGAAGUGGACUAUGUGGUCCUGUCGGAAUGGUUUGACUGGAUUGUGAGGAACAUCGACGUGUCCAUCGACUUGAUAGUUUAUCUCCGGACCACUCCUGAGACCUGUUACCAGAGGCUGAAGAUGAGAUGCAGGGAAGAGGAGAAGGUCAUCCCACUGGAGUACCUGGAUGCUAUUCACCACCUGUAUGAGGAGUGGCUCAUCAAAGGGAGCCUUUUCCCCGUGGCAGCCCCCGUUCUGGGCAUCCGAAGGAACGUCAGUUGCUGUUCUGGUCCGUCACACAGUGAUGCCCUUAGGAGGUGCUGAGGUGAUCGAGGCCGACCACAACAUGCAGAAAAUGUUAGAACUCUUUGAACAAAACCGGCACCGAAUCCUAACUCUGGAGAGUCGGAAGCUUGGUCCAUAGGAUAGGAAAGAUCAUGCCUGAGAAAUGCCUGCUGCUGCCAAGCUAGCUAUUAGGAACAGUUUGGAAAACUCUACUCUCAGGAGGGCUUUGUAUCUGCCCACAGUUGUCUUCUUUCUGGCCUUCUCUCCUUUCCCAGUGUCUUCAUCCUGGGAUCCUGGGCCUCGUGGGUAAAUGGGACCAAUGGGUUUGCCAUGCCCUCUGGUGGCACAGCCUUGCAUUCCCCUGGUGCUUCUCCUGGUGGUUUCCCACCGCUGGGUCCUUCUAAGCUAGGGAAGUCCCACCUGACUUGUGCUGGGCUCAUGGUCUCUAGCCCUUCAGGCCAUCCAGGAAGGCGAGGUAGUGGUCUUCCAUCCCAAGGGAGGAAGCUGAAGCUCAGACAGACUAAGAGACCCCCUGGGGUCACACGGCCAGUGACAGUGGGGGCAGCACCACUCAGACUUCUGGGGACUCCCGGCCCCCCCCUUGCCCCAGGCUGCCUCAGCCCAGAGCCCGCCCUGCCCGCUGGAGACCCUCAGACGUGCGUGGGCAGGGCCAACUGUGUGUGCAGCUGGCAUCAUCACUUUCUCAUGGUUUGAGCCGUCCUUGAGGGCAGUUGGCGUUUGACUUUCACAAAAUUGUGCCACGUUUGGCUUGAGCCCAGCGUUCAUCCGUUCUCUAGCACGAGGCUGAUAUGGUACUUAACACCUCAUUAGGACUUCCCCGAUUUAGGAGAGGUAUGCACUGCCUCCUGAAGGGUGCUCGGUCUCCUUGGUGACAGAGGUCAUGCUUGAGCAGCUGCUAAUGACCUGUCAGGGCAGUGGCUUGUGGCCCCCCGGGCUGGUGUGCCCAGUGCCAUGCUGGGGCAAGGGGCUGCCAGCCUGGCUUCUGAGGCUCCCUCCCUCCUUAGUGGCUUGCAUGAUGAGCUUUAUCCUUGGAGUUCCUCAGAGUUUGUGGCCCAGGAGAGAGACACCAGUGGCCUUAAGUCUUUUUGAAAUGUUUUUCCAUCCAAAGGGAUACUGCGGGCCACAGAGCGUGAACCAUCUUUAUUAGCUCAGAGACUGUCUUAGCUGUGUUCAGCUGUAGCAGUGCAUCAAAGGCACAGCUGUCUCCUGAGUCAAGUAGCAGCAAGAGACAGGAAGAACAUUCUCUCCGAGGACAAUCUGGACGGGAAGGAUGGGUCUUGCAAGCAAAGGCUCUUGGAGCACUGGAGCUCCUGAACUUCAGAGGUGGGUGGAGAGAGCUUCCAGAAGGCCGUGUGCGGACGUAGGGGUGCGGAUUGAUUAUGAACUUGGGGGAACAGGCCUCGGCCUCUCCCGCGUGGCGGUCGGCGUGCCUGAAGGUUGGAAGGCCUCGUCUUGGCCUCCGCGUGAGUGAGGCACUGGUGCACGCAACUCGCUGAUGGAAGUUGGUGACAGGUGGUCCCAGCCCAGAGGCAGCGCCCGGAGGGUAGCCGGGCCCAGAGGCAGCGCCCGGAGGGCAGCUGGGCCCAGAGGCAGCGCCCGGAGGGCAGCACUCUGGCUCCUGGCCCUUCCUGGAGGGACUGGUCCUGGGCCAGUUGCACAGGCGGGGAUGCGUCUCAGCCUAGACGCCGGUGAUGGACCAGCAGGAAGUGCAACCGCUGCUACCAGGCACCUGGACAUGCUGGGACCAGCUUUGGGACUUUGCAGACAAAUAGUCCAGUUUUCCCCACAGCUCAAUUUGAGAAUCUGUACUGGGGGGAAAUGUGAUUAAAAAAAACCCAAAAAGAUAGAAGUAUGUAUCUCCUUCACGUAGAAGUGCAGCUGUGGGUGGUCCAGGGCUGGUGUGGUGGCUCAGGACCCUCGGGUCCCAGCCUCUUUCUGCCUUUCUGUCCCCAGAUUGACUUCCUGGUUUGAGGCUUUCUUCCUCCAGGGGCCUUACUGUCCAGAUGGCUCUGGAGCUCCUGUUCUGUCUAGUGUUGGCAUCAGGCACACUGCCCGGUCUCCCCCACCAUUCACACCUAAAUUCAGAUGUGGAUGGUGACUUUUGCACAACUAAGAUAAGCUGGAACAUUCUAACAGGACUUUGCUAGAGACCUCAGAGGUGCGGGACAGGCAAGCGGGAAGGCUGGACACACAGUCUGGUUUCAGUUCCGUGGUGCCUCUGGGCCCCUCCUCCCCUCCCUUCUGCUUUCACAUCACCCCACCCUCACCACCUGGUGCUGUGAUGUCCUCAGCGCUGGCCAGUGGGCUCCCACAGUGGAGCUCUCAGGAGCCCCUUGCUAAACAUGGACUCUGGGAAAUGAUGUCACCCAGCUUGUUUUUCCCAUUCCUGCCUCCUUUCCACCAGAACCUCUCACCUAGAUGAGAAAUGCCCCCCUGCCUGGGGAGUGCAUGGUCGAGACACUUCCUGGGAUUCCUGCAGACUCCCAGCGUCCCACCUGGGGAAGGCAGGAUUGAGGUAUUUAUUGCUCUGAGAGCAGGUAGGAGGUGUUUUCAAAACCUAUCUACCCGUGGGUGCUAUCGAAUCUGCAUCACCCUUGUUUUCCUGGAGCCAGGUGGGGGAGCUCACGUCAAAUGCUUAUAUUAUCUGCGGAAUGAGUAACACUUGUUCCCUUGGCCUCUGCACCCUGAAGAGUUAACAGUUAUUAAAAUAAUUGACAAGCUCUUGGAAAUGUCAGGCCUCCACCGUUGAGAAUGUAACAACAAUUAUAUUGCACCCAGUGGGCUUUGGCAGUGGAUUACUCACUUACCAAAGGCCAGGGUCAAUGGAACACAACCUUUUUUUCUUAAUAACCCCAACCCCGUGACCCCCCUGAGGCUGGGGUAAACUCUGUUCCUCUAGUUUCCAUAAGAUGGUGAACUUGGCCAAAGCUGUCAUUAAACAGAAGCUAGGAGAAAGCCAAGCUUAUGGGAUCAGAAUGGGUAUUAGCACUUAAUGCUGUCCUCUUGAAUUUCUGCAUCUUUUGGCUUUUUCUUCUCCAAGACAGGUUCACAGAACACAUGUGUCUGGGGACAUAGUAAUAGGUACUCUGGGAAAAGAGGGUUUUGUAGUCCAGCAAAUUUGAGAUUCACCACCUGGGUACUCUCUGAGCUGCACAAAGUACGUUAGCCUAGGUAAAGUCAGGAAGUCUUGAAAUAAAAAUGCCUUCUGAAAUUUGCUUCAGUCAGGGACUCUCAGACUCAUUUGACAGUAGAACCCCUCAUUUAGGGGGUUAUUAACUUCCAGGUGUGAGUGUUCCUUGGAACGCAUGUUGGUAAGCACUGUUUUAGGGUGCCUGCAGCUGCUGAUGACUCCCAGUUCUGGGCCCUUUGAGACGCUGUAGCUCCUGGUUCUCUAACUGUAGGCCGUCUGAAUCCUCUGAUGGGCAUGUUAAGGCAUGGUCUGCAGGGCCUGCCCCCAGAGUUUCUAAUACAGCGGAUCUGGGAUGUGCCUGAGAAUUUAAUGACUAUCGAAGUGAUAAUGAGGCUGCUGGUCAGAAAGCACGCUUUGGGGACCACUUCUCGUAGCUUCAGGUUUUCUAGGAGUGGACCUCCGGGAAUUCCCAUGAAAACUUGACGUGUCACUGAAUCUCUUGUGAGUGCUGCUUUAUCUUAUCUGUUAAAUGGGAGCAUUGCUCACUUCUAGUGUUGAGAGGAUAACUGGCCUGAUGUGUGGAAGGGGCCCAGAGCAUGGGCAAGUGCUAAGUUUUAAAUAAAUCUUACCCUUGGGGAUCCAGAUGUUGAAACAUACUAUAAAAUGUCUAUAAUUAAAACAGUGUGGUACUGGUACAUGAGUAGACCUGUGGGAUAGACUAGGAAGCCCAGAAGUAGAUGUAAGUGCGUGAUACAGGUGUCAUCUCAGUGAUUAUUGGGGGUAAAGAUGGAUUUUUAAAUAAACGGUGCUGAGAUGACUGAGUCAUCAUUUGUAAAAAGAUGAUUCAUAUGUUACACCAUACCCAAGAAUAAACUCCAAGUGGUUUAGGGAUCUACAUGUAAAAAAAUGAAACCAUGCACAUACUAUAAGAAUGAAUUCUUUGAAACCUCAAGGUAGGAGAACUUUGUAACUAUGAUUCCAAAUCCAGCAAUAAUAAGAUUGAGAAAUCUGGCUAAAAAAUGUAUAUGACAAAAGCCAUGAGAAAACAGUCAAAAGACAUCUGACGACAUCGGAGAAGAUAUUCAAAACAUGUAUCACAAAGGAGUAAUAUUCUUGAAGAAUUCUUAAAAAUAGACAAAGAACCAAAACUCCAAUAGAAAAAUGAGAAAACUAUCCAAACAGACAAUUUACAAAAAAGAUAUUAAAAUGGCACUGAAAGAUAGGAAAAAUACUCAAAUUCACUCAAUUACAGAAAUAUGGAUGCUAUGGUCUAAAUAUUCGUGUCUCCCCCAAAUUCAUAUGUUGAAAACCUAAUGUCUAAGGUGAUGGUGUGAGGAAGAGGGACUUUAGGAGCAGGAUGACUAGGUCAUGAAGGUGGACCCCUCUCAGUUGGGAUUAGUGCUCUGGUAAGAGACCCCCACAGAGGUCCCAAGCCCCUUCCACCAUACAAGGGAACAGGGGGGCAUAGGCAAUCUGCAGUCCGGAAGAGGACCUUCACCAGAGCCCAGCCAUGCUGGCACCAUGAUCUUGGGCUUCCAGCCUCCCAGAACCCUGAGAUUUAAAUGUCUGUUGUUUCUAAGGCCCUCGGCCUUUGGUAUUUUCUUAUAGCAGCCUGAACAGACUAAGACAGCGAUUAAAAGAAUACCGAGAUACUUACUAGACUGGCAGAAAAAAAAAAAUACACAUCUCAACCCGUUGUGUUGUUGAGGCUGUGGGGAAGCACUCUCAUACUUUACUGGUGAGUGCGCAAGUUUGUACAGCCCUUCUAGAGGGAAAUUUUGACAACACCCGACAAACUACAUAUGUAUCUACAUCUUGAUUGUGAUCCAGCAACCCUACUUCUAGGACAUGAAAAAAUAUAUGCUCAAGGUUAUUUACUGCAACAUUGUAACUGCAGAAUAUUGAAAACAACCGAAAGACUCAUAUAUAAGAGAGUGGUUAAAUAAAGCAUGGCACAUCCAUACAGUGGAGCAGCAUGCAGCUGUGAAGUAGAAUGAGAAGGGUCUCUCUGAACAGAUGUGACACAGAUUUCCAGGACAUACUGCUCAGGGAAGAAAGUAGUGUCCAAAUGAGUAUCUAGAGUAUGCUAGCCUAAGGAAAAUACACAGAUGUAUAGGGUGGACAGGAAAGAUAAUCCAGAAAAUAAGCAGAUUAGUGGGAAAAGCCUGGAAGAAGGAAAAUUGAAUGGGUUCAGGGUUGCUGGGAUGAGAGGGGAAUGUACUCAGUGAAUAAACCAUUUUGGGUAACUCUGA